AUGAAGAAAGACAACCAAUCUUGCGUGACUGAGAUAAUCUUCUUAGGGUUUUCCGAUUUCCAGGCUACGCGAGUCCCUCUUUUUUUGCUAAUAUUAAUAUUCUACUUGACCUCAUUAAUUGGGAACAGCCUGAUCGUGAUCCUUGCUUCCACGGAUCCAGCCCUUCACACCCCCAUGUACUUCUUUCUGCGGACUUUGUCCAUUUUAGAACUGGGCUACACUUUUACCAUUGUCCCUAAGACACUCGAGCAUUUACUGUCGGAGCAUCAAACUAUAUCCUUGGUGGGUUGUGGGGUUCAGAUGUACUUUUUCAUUCUUUUCGGCAUCACCGAGUGUUGCCUUCUGUCCGUCAUGGCCUAUGACCGCUACGUCGCCAUAUGCAAGCCCCUGCAGUAUUCUUGCAUCAUGGAUCCCAGGGGAUGUGUUCAAUUAGCCGUCAUCUCGUGGGCCGUUGGUAUUUUAGUGGCUUUCGGUCAGUCCAUUUCAAUAUUCACUCUUCCUUUCUGCGGGCCUAACAGAAUCAGCCAUUUCUUCUGCGAUCUUCUGCCCGUUCUGAGAUUAGCCACUGCAGACACCUUCAAGAACGAGGUAGCGGUCGCCACCGUCACAGUGAUCUUCAUCACGGUACCAUUUCUGCUCAUCCUGCUGUCCUACGUCCUCAUCAUAGCCGCCAUCCUCACGAUGCCUGGAGCCGAGAACUGGCGCAAAGGCUUCUCGACCUGCUCCUCGCAUCUCAUGGUCGUUUCUCUCUUUUACGGGACUGUCACGUUUACCUACAUUCGACCGAAGUCGAUCUACUCCCUGGACAGCGACAGGAUCCUUUCCCUCCUCUACACAGUGGCGAUUCCAGCUUUGAAUCCGAUCAUCUACAGCCUCAGGAAUAAAGAGAUAAAAGCUGCUUUCAUGAAAGUGGUAGGAAGGAGGAAAGGCUUGCUUAGACAAUAA
Messenger RNA from Sphaerodactylus townsendi, 945 nucleotides. Its product is annotated as olfactory receptor 10P1-like. Bases 1 to 945 code for a protein of 314 amino acids. Gene Ontology annotation, cellular component: membrane. Gene Ontology annotation, biological process: G protein-coupled receptor signaling pathway. The transcript has a single exon. Gene Ontology annotation, molecular function: G protein-coupled receptor activity; olfactory receptor activity. NCBI's taxonomy places the organism in Eukaryota, Metazoa, Chordata, Lepidosauria, Squamata, Sphaerodactylidae. The record is from RefSeq and is a predicted model, not a curated record.